GUAGGAGCUCCCAGCAGGAAUCCAGCCAGGACUGUCUGAAUGAACAACCCUGUGGAAUAAAUGCAUUGCCUCUUCCCCCCAUGAAGCCCCUCUGCUGUCUGCAGGCCAGCCCAGCCAGCGUUGCCUCCUGAGAUAAGACCUUUGGCGGGUGUCUCUCCUAUCAGUCCUUCAAGUGGGUGUGGGGGACACAAGCGAGGCCUGGUGCUGGCAGAACCCGGGCACAGCGACGGGCGCAAGAUGGGCUCCAAGUACCCGCCGUCCCUCCGAUGCUGCCUGCCCCUGUGGGCCGUCAUGCUACAGGUGGCUUUCACUCUUCUCUUCUAUUUUUUCAUCUCCUACGACACUCUCCAAGUGGAUCAGAAGCUCCUGGUGACCUAUCAAGUCAUCCAGGAUUUGACCCUCAUGGCAGCCUUGGGCUUUGGCUUCCUUUCCUCAUCUUUUCGGAGACACAGCUGGAGCAGCGUGGCCUUCAACCUCUUCAUGCUGGCCCUCGGGGUGCAGGCGUCAGUCUUGCUGGACCACUUCCUGAGCUGGACCUCCCAAAAGGAUGCAUUCAGUCUGCUCAGCAUCCGGAAAGCCACCAUGAGCACGAUGCCUGUGCUCAUCUCAGCCGGGGCCGUCCUCGGGAAGGCCAACUUGGUGCAGCUGGCCGUGAUGGUGCUGAUGGAGACAGCGGCCUUUGGAGCCACCAGGUUUGCUGACAAGCAGGUCUUCCAGGUGGAAGACCACACAGUGAUGAUGCAUGGGCACAUGUUCGGGGCCUAUUUUGGGCUGCUCGUGGCCUGGUGCCUCUCCAGGUCUCUGCCCAGUGGAGUGGAUGAGAAGGUCCAGACAGAGAAGGUUCAGAUGGCCACAGGCUCCAGUCUGUUUGCCAUGCUGGGUACCCUCCUCUUGUGGAUAUUCUGGCCAAGUUUCAACUCUGCUUUGGUGGAAUUGACAGAUAAAAAGAAUGCUGUGCUUAACACCUACUACGCCCUUGCCGUCAGCACAGUGACAGCCACCUCCAUGUCAGCCCUGAGUCACCCCCAGGGCAAGAUCAACAUGGUUCAUAUCCACAAUGCAGUCCUGGCAGGAGGCGUGGCUGUGGGUGCCCCAUGUUCUCUGAUUCCUUCUCCUUGGAUUGCCAUGGUGCUGGGUCUCACAGCUGGGCUGAUCUCCAUUGGGGGAGCCAAGUGCCUGCCGGUGUGUUUGAACCGCAUGCUGCAGAUCCAGAACCCCGGGGGGACCCACUACACCUUCGGCUUGCCGGGCGUGCUAGGAGCAGCCACCUACAUUCUGCUGAAAACUAGGAAGAACAGCUACUCCAUGUUCGAUGUAAACCAGAUGAUCAUUGACUUCGGGGCUCUCAGCUUUGCUCUGGCGAUGGGAAUGGCGGCUGGACUCCUAACAGGUUGGCUCCUAAAUAUCAAAGUGUGGAGGGCACCCCACGCAACCAAGUACUUUGAUGAUCAGGCUUUCUGGGAGUUCCCUCACUUGGCUGUUGGAUUUUAAGCAAAAACGCCUGAGAACUCGAGGCUGAGCGUGGAGAUGUCCCUCUUCGUGUGUUCCAUUUGUGUUUGUAACACGUGUUACGAGAAAGUCUUCAAAUGGCGAUUUCAGUUUAAAUAGUGUGCUUGGUUUCAUGACAGAUGCUAUCAAUCUGCUGGCUGCAGACACCUCAUUAAAGUUCCGGUCCAAUUCUGUC
Peromyscus leucopus (white-footed mouse) is the source of this 1684-nucleotide messenger RNA. RefSeq names its product Rh blood group CcEe antigens (gene Rhce). NCBI's taxonomy places the organism in Eukaryota, Metazoa, Chordata, Mammalia, Rodentia, Cricetidae. Gene Ontology annotation, cellular component: plasma membrane. Gene Ontology annotation, molecular function: ammonium channel activity. The record is from RefSeq and is a predicted model, not a curated record. The transcript has 10 exons. Bases 238 to 1491 code for a protein of 417 amino acids. Gene Ontology annotation, biological process: ammonium transmembrane transport; ammonium homeostasis.